CUCAGGAGGCGGGUAAUUAAAAGAAAGCCACAAAGAGGGCGGUGCCAGCUCCGGUCCUCUGGGUGAAAAGUCCCGAGGAGUGCCAGCUUGGUCCUACAGCUUGCGGAGCUUCUCCAGGGACUCAGUCAUUUAAAGAUUGAGACCAAGAUCGAAAGAAUGGCUGACCUCAAGCAACUCAUGGACAAUGAAGUGUUGAUGGCCUUUGCCUCCUACGCAACCAUCAUUCUUACUAAGAUGAUGCUCAUGAGCUCUGCAACUGCAUUCCAGAGGCUAACCAACAAGGUCUUCGCCAACCCAGAAGACUGCGCUAGCUUUGGCAAGGGGGAGAAUGCCAAGAAGUUUCUUCGGACUGACGACAAGGUGGAGCGAGUGCGAAGAGCCCACCUGAACGAUCUUGAAAACAUUGUGCCCUUUCUCGGUAUCGGCCUUCUGUAUUCCCUGAGUGGUCCAGAUCUCUCUACAGCCCUCAUGCACUUCAGAAUCUUUGUCGGUGCUCGGAUCUACCACACGAUUGCCUACUUGACACCCCUUCCUCAGCCAAACAGGGGCUUGGCAUUUUUCGUUGGCUAUGGAGUUACUUUUUCAAUGGCUUACAGGCUGCUAAAGAGUAGACUGUACCUGUAAAGAUAAUUGUAAUCCUCAUCAUCUGAUUGGCUUUUUAAAAAAAAAAAGAAUUCUGUGUUUCCAAUGUACUCAAACAAUUUCUAAGGUUUUAUGUAGGAGAGGAGCAGAGAAAUUAGGAAUCAGGGAAAGCUCAGUUUAAAGACUAGCAUCAAUUGCCUCUAAUCUUGUUUUGUAAUAGGGAUAGACAUUUAAUAUAAUCAACCUUAACCAUGUUCUCUAACUCCUGCAGUACUUUGUUGUAAGUCUUGAUUGUGCCAUAAUUUGUAACAUUUAUCUACAUUUCAUAUUGUGCAUCUAUAAAAGAGUAUGUGAAACCAGGGUUUCAUUAUUGCUGAAGUAGGCACAUGAAUUAAAAACAUUAAAAAUAAA
Molecule: messenger RNA, 993 nt
Organism: Peromyscus eremicus (cactus mouse)
Lineage: Eukaryota; Metazoa; Chordata; Mammalia; Rodentia; Cricetidae
Gene: Mgst1
Product: microsomal glutathione S-transferase 1
Exons: 4
Coding region: 157-624 (155 amino acids)
Cellular component (GO): mitochondrion; membrane
Molecular function (GO): glutathione transferase activity
Source: RefSeq, a predicted model, not a curated record